Molecule: messenger RNA, 675 nt
Organism: Saprolegnia parasitica CBS 223.65
Lineage: Eukaryota; Oomycota; Saprolegniomycetes; Saprolegniales; Saprolegniaceae
Exons: 4
Coding region: 1-675 (224 amino acids)
Source: RefSeq, a predicted model, not a curated record
AUGACCGACAGCGCGAUGUUCGACCGCUGGCUCCACACCGCCUUCGGCGCCGAAGGCGCGAUCCCCUGCGACGACCUGUUCGAGGUCAUGCUCACCAUGCAGGCAGACGAAGACGGCGUGUGGACGUCCGCACCAGGCGGCGUCGGGCCAGAAGAGCAUGCGACCACGACGCUCGCGACAGCGCAAGAGGACGUGUCUGUGCCGCUUGCCACGUCACCGGUGGUCGUCGAGCCGUCGUGGCUCUUUACGGAGCACCGUAUCGGCGACGACGUCGAAGUGCAGACCCCUUCCGAGCUGUUUUUCAACGGCGAGGUCGGCGGCUUACUUUAUUUGUGCGACCCCGAGACGAAGCACCCGAUCGUGCACGAGCGCUACCCGCUGCAGAUGGAGCUCGGCGCGAUGCAAGCGCGGCUCCAAGUGCUGCGCGGGCUUUUGCCGCGAGUUAAAUUUGCCCACGAGCUCAACAGUCGGCUGCUGGACAUUAUGAAAACGUCCAGAACCCCCAUGUCGCCUCUGUACGGCCUGCUCGUCAUUGUAUCCGAGCUCGUACUUUUCGUCCUCAAGCGUGUUGUGGCGCGGCAUGCCGCCAUGUCGGACGAAGACCGCGAUAUCAAGCUACGCGUGAUCGUGGCCGAGAAGGACCCCGGGCGCAGCUUCGACAACGUGCCACGCUGA